CAGGUCUUAACUUUGGAUAUAGUUUGAAGCUAUACCAAGGACAUGGCGAAAAAGAAGAAUCCGCAGGUUUAUAUGGAUGUAUGCAUUGAUGGAGAUCCAGCUGAGACAAUGGUUUUUGAGAUUAUUCAAGGGAAAGAGGUACUAAAGAAAAUUGAAAGUGUGGGAGACGAGGAAGGUAAACCUACCGUCACGGUGAAAAUAAUCCGUUGUGGAGAAUAUUCGGGAGACAAGAAGAAGAAUACUGUUGAUGAACGAAAAAGGAGUAGGGACAAAAAAUCUCCAAGAGAGAGAAGAAAGAAGAGGCGAAGACACUCAGCAUCUGGGUCUGAAAGCUCUUCAGACUCUGAGACGGAUUCCUCAGAGUCUGAUAGUGAGUCGGAUUCAGAUUCGUAUUCUGAGCUUAGUUCCUCGAGCCAUGAAAGACGGAAGAAGAGGAAAAGAAGUUCAAAGAAAGAUAAGCACAGGCGGUCUAAACGAAAGCGCCACGGGAAAAAGCGGAGGAUACGUGAUAAGAGAACGAAACGCAAAUCAAGAAGGUCCCCAGACAAUCUUAUAGCGGAAGAAGGCAACAGUGAAAGUGAUGCCAAUGUUGAUAUGGGGGGAAAAACGAGGAAACCCAGUCGCUCGAAUAGAGCAGGUAGUUCUCCACUAGAGUUUGGAAAAGAAGCUGAGUCACUUCGCCAGGACAAAAUUGAGGGGCCGGAUUUGCUUGACAAGGAUGAUGAUGCAUCAGACCACAUUUCUGAGAGGCAACAUGAUAUUGUUGAUGAUCAUCCUAGCAAAUCUAGGAGCUGGAGCUUGAGUCCUAAGAGAAAAACAAGUAAGAGCACAAGUAUAAGUCCCAGGAGGAGUCAGAGUAAGAGUCCGAGCUUAAGUCCUAGACGGAAUGUGGGCGGAAGUCCUGCUAAAGGUAGCCGCCAAGUGAAGAACUUGACAAACAGAAGAAGCAAAAGCUCAGAGAGUGAGGAGAUAGGCAGACUUAUUAAGAGGAGCCUAAGCAAAAGUGUUAGUAGAAGUCCAGUGCGGAUGAAAGGGGGAAGAGAUAUAAGUAGAAGUCCUUCGAGGAGUAUAAGCAGAAGUCCAUUGAGGAGCCCUGUAAGGGAGAUUAGCAGAAGUCCAGUGAGAAGUAGGAAGGCCAGAAGCCCUAGCAGGAGCCCUGUAAGAUCAGCAUCUCGAGGAAGCCUUGGGAGGGGCCCACUUAGAAGAGCAAGAAGAUCACCUAGCAGAACUCCAGUUCGGUCAUCUAGAAGAAGCCUGAGCCGGAGUCCCUCUAUAUCACCUAGGAGAUCAGUGAGCAGGAGUCCAGUCCGAUCAUCCAGGAAGAGUGUGAGCAGGAGUCCUAUUCGAUCAUCCAGGAGAAGUAUCAGCAGGAGUCCUGUUAGAGGAGGAAGAAGAAGAAUCAGUAGAAGUCCAAUUCUAGCGAGGAGAAGAAGUCCCAGGCGUAGAUCAUCUCCUUUUGACCGUAGAAGAAGUUUGUCAAGAAGCGGUUCUCCUGAUGGACGCAUAAGGAGAGGGAGAGGAUUUAGCCAGAGAUACUCUUACGCUCGUAGAUUCAGAGCCUCUCCAACUCCUGAUCGUUCUCCUUAUCGCCUUAGUGAUAGGAGUGAGCGUGACAGAUUUCGAAGUCACAGAAGGUACUCUCCAAGACGGUUCAGAAGUCCAUUAAGAGCAAGAACACCUCCAAGGUUAAGAAGAAGAAGCCGCUCUGUAUCGCGUAGUCCACGUCAUCGCCGGCGUUACAGCCGCAGCCCUAUCCGUAGCCGUUCACCAUAUAGGAAGAGAAGGUCACCAUCUCCUGCUAGCCGCAGUCCCAUCCGUUCACCAUAUAGAAAGAGAAGGUCAGCAUCCCCUGCUAGCCGCAGCCCAAGUCCGUCAGGGUCAAGGUCAAGAUCAAGAUCAUAUUCAAAGUCUCCCAUUGUGACAGGGAAAGCAAGAUCAGUGUCAAGAUCACCAUCUAAAUCAAGUUCAUCAUCCUCGGGUAAUAGCAGCUCAGGUGGGCAGAAGCCAUUAGUAGCCUAUGAUUAGCGAGCGACCCACGUUAUCCUUUUGUUAUGUUACUCAGACGAGGAGGGUGAAGAGACUAAGCAGUUACUCACUGUAAAACGUUUGCAUUGUCUUUGUCUUGUCGCCGUGUCCUUCUACUUCACUCUCCAGCCUUUGUUAUAAGUUUACGUUGAUGUUUGCCGGCAUUUUUAUUUAUUUUUGGUUAACAAACCUUUAAUUAAUUACAAUAGAAGUAUGUUUGUGUCCACCGACAGAUGAUGGCGAAUAAGAGAAAACAGGCUGUUACCAGUGAGCAAACGUGGCUUCUAUUUAUU
Molecule: messenger RNA, 2318 nt
Organism: Eruca vesicaria subsp. sativa (arugula)
Lineage: Eukaryota; Viridiplantae; Streptophyta; Magnoliopsida; Brassicales; Brassicaceae
Source: the annotation of a GenBank genome assembly